UUCAAAGGGCGGACGGACUGUGCAGCAGGGGCUGCUCCUGGGGCGCCUAGGCUAGCUCAUCCCUUCCUGGGCCCUUCAGAGGGUAGAUAUGGAUCCCCAGCGACUCCCCUGGCCAGCACGCACCCUAAUCUACACAAUGGGAUUGUGAAGGCAGACACUUCUGGGGGCUCCUGUGCAGCUUUCGCUCUUUGGAUGAUGGGUGACGACAGACUUUCUGACCACCCCAAAUCCACGGAAUUUCUCGACAUCUAUUUGGAAGACAACCUGCAGCCCAGCCCAGGAGUGCCCUCGAGGGAACCGAGCAGCCACCCUGAAUCUCCUGGACCUUGCAGGGAGCAGACCUGGGCCUUUGACCCUCCUGAUUCCAAGGGGCAAGAUGCCCCCAGGGGCCCUGACACAGAGCCCGUGCAUCUGGAGAGCUGCUCUUCCCAAGGGGAGCACAGGCAGAGAACAACACCCCCUGGGUCUCCUGGAGCCAGCCAUCCUCUGGGGAGCCCACAGCAGAGCCAGAGCACUUCCGCCCAGGUCAUGUUCUGGGCUGGCAUCCUGCAGGCCCAGAUGUGCGUCCUUGACCUGGAGGAGGAGCUGGAGAAGACGGAAGGGCUCAGGGCUGAGCUGAGAUGCUGCCUCCCCACGGCCCCUGCAGAUCUACCCCGCUUCCCCUCCAGCCCAGUGAGUCCCCCGGACUCAGGCCCCCAGCCAAGGUCCCCACCCAUGGAGGAGGACUCACGGGAAGACAUCAGCAGGCCUGAGGGGGAGAGCCAGGGGUGGCUGAGGGAGGGAAUGCCAGGCUCUUCUCCGGAAUGGGGUGCCGAGGAGGAGAGUCUGUUCUUCGACAACCCCCUCUUCCUGGAGAGCCCGGGCUCGGAGACCAGCGCUUCCGGAGAGCAUGUUUCCUGGAGGUUCCCAGACACCCUUGUGGAUGGGAGGACUGAGCCUGAGCACCCACAGACCCAGGAGCCCCCCCUCCCAGGAGGUUACGUUCCCUGGAAGCUGGGAAGUGAGCCAGAUUUGGGGGACGGCACAGAUGAUUCCAGUGGGCACACCGCCCCUCCGGUCCCUGUGCCCAUCUACAAAGUACAUUCCCUCUCCUGGGCCACAGAGGGCAUCACCGAGGGGUCUCCUGCAGCACUUCCGGGCCAGGUGGAGAGUGAGAAUUCCUCAAGGGACGUGGUUGAUCUUGCCCCAUCUGCAGCAUCUUGUGUGGACAGAGCAUUGGCCUGGGAGUCAGGACACUUCGGAUCUGGCCCAAGCCCUGCCACACACCCUGUGCAACCUUGGGCCAUGGCCUGCCCAGAGGGUUGGCAGACCGAGGAGGCUUCUUCCUGGCCCCAGGUACCUCUCAGCUCCCAGGACACAGGUGAGAGUGAUGCUGAGCAUCUGCAGGAUUCUGCCACCUGCGCCUUGGUCCCUGGCCCCUGGGGGAGCCCAGCUUCUUCGCCAGAGCUGAGCAGCCCAGAGUCUGAGAGCCGAGGUCCUGGCCCCUGGCCCAGCCCUGUGUCCUCCCAGGAGGGGAGCCCCCAGCUGCCAUGCCACCACUCAGGUAGCAUCGUCCCCAAGAGGACACUUAGUGCUUCACACCUUUCACUCUUGGAGACAGAUGGGGCAGAGCCAAGUUCCGUGGAGAAAGAGAAGGCAAGGGAGGCCCCAAGCUCAGAGGAGGAAGUAAAGAGUGAAGACACAGUCAGAACUGCAGAGGCCAGAGCUGUCCAGCUGGACAUUCACUCGACUUCUACAGAAGGGCUUCCUGAGAACCCCAUGCCCCAAGUACAGUCCCCAGAGGAAGGCCAGAGGCCACAGGCUGGAGACAAGCUGGCUAAUGGCGUCAGGACCGACAAGGUGGCCUGGAACUUGGCCUCACGCCUCUAUCACCUGGAGGGUUUCCGGAAGUCUGAAGUGGCUGCCUACCUGCAGAAGAACAAUGACUUCAGCAGGGCUGUGGCUGAGGAGUACUUGUCCUUCUUCCAGUUUGGAGGCCAGAGCCUGGACCGUGCCCUCCGGGGCUUCCUCCAGGCCCUAGUGCUCAGUGGAGAGACUCAGGAGCGAGAGCGAAUCCUCUACCAGUUCUCAAAGCGCUUUCACCACUGCAAUCCCGGGGUCUUCUCCUCAGUAGAUUCUGUGCACACCUUGACCUGUGCGAUCAUGCUCCUUAACACGGACCUGCAUGGACAGAACAUUGGGAAAAGCAUGAGCUGCCAAGAAUUCAUCACCAACCUGAACGGCCUGCGGGAUGGCGGGAACUUCUCCAAGGAGCUGCUGAAGGCUCUCUACUGGUCUAUCCGGAGUGAGAAGCUCGAGUGGGCUGUGGAUGAAGAAAAUGCAGCCAGACCUGAGAAGGCCAGGCCGUCUGCCCCAGCUGGCAAGAUGAGCAGCCCCCUCCUCCAGCUGGCCCAGGACCCCACGGUGCCCACCUACAAGCAGGGCAUCCUGGCUCGGAAGAUGCAUCAUGAUGCGGAUGGCAAGAAGACACCUUGGGGGAAGCGCGGCUGGAAGAUGUUCCACACCUUACUGCGAGGGAUGGUGCUCUAUUUCCUGAAGGCAGAGGACCACUGUCCUGAGGGGGAGAGUUUGGUGGGGCAGAUGGUGGACGAGCCUGUGGGAGUACACCAUUCGCUGGCGACCCCUGCCACCCAUUACACCAAGAAGCCACACGUCUUCCAGCUGCGUACUGCCGACUGGCGCCUCUACCUCUUCCAGGCACCCACUGCCAAGGAGAUGAGUUCCUGGAUCGUGCGCAUCAACCUGGCCGCCGCCACGCACUCGGCGCCACCCUUCCCCGCCGCUGUGGGCUCCCAGCGCCGAUUCGUGCGGCCCAUCCUCCCGAUGGGCCCGGCCCAGAGCUCCCUGGAAGAGCAGCAUCGAUCCCAUGAGAGCUGCCUGGACGCUGCCUCCGAUGACCUGCUGGAUCUGCAGAGAAGCUUACCCGAGCGGCGGGGCCGCAGCCGCGACCUAGAGGAGUACCGCUUACGGAAGGAGUACCUGGAGUACGAGAAAACCCGCUAUGAGACGUACGUGCAGCUGCUGGUGGCCCGUCUACACUGCCCCACUGAGGACUUGGACCCGUGGGAGGAGCAGCUGGGGAGGGAAGCUGGAGGCACCCGGGAGCCCAAGCCCAGCCUGAAGAAGUCCCACUCAAGCCCAUCCCUGCACCAGGACGAGGCCCCCACCACAGCCAAGGUGAAGCGUAACAUCUCAGAGCGCAGAACCUACCGAAAGAUCAUCCCCAAGCGGAACCGCAAUCAGCUGUGAAGCCAGCACUGCAGCUAGCACCACCUCUCAGAUACUGGCCCUUGCUCUGGGGUAGACUUGAGGUGUAACUUGGAGGGGCCCUAUUUCAAUGAGCUCAUGAGAAGGGAUACGGUACCUGUCCCUUCCCACCUAGAAGGGAACCCGUGUCCUCAGAUUCCCUGUGGAAGGACAACCCUUCGUUUUCCUGUGGUCCUCAUUCCUUCACUCACUGGCGCUUUCCCAAAACUGCUGGACCCUUUCCCCCAUGGAGCCCUUCAGCUGCCCCAGGCCCUGGCCACUCCUGAGGGAGUUGAGGACUUGGCUCCACUUCCCGAGGUCUUCUUAUCUCACCCGCCAGCUUCCCUUCCUUAGGCACGAUCCAGAGCUGUCCAUUUCCCAGGCCUGGUGAGGAGCUCAGCCCUUGUUUGGGAAUCAGAGCACAAGUGGGUCCCUGGGCUUCUGGGAGAUCACAGUGGCAGCAGAGGCCUCUGGGAAGUCAAACUAGGAGAGCAGCAGCCCUGAGGAUGGUCUUGCCUCAGGAAUGAGGUGCCCUGCUAGGGGAGGCCCAGGAGAGAGGACUCACAGUAGACACCAACCAGCCUGUCUUGCUAGAGCCUGCCCACCAAGAGGGCAGCCUUGUGGGCAGGGGCAAGGGCUUCAGCAAGCUCCAGGGCUCUGGGAGGCUGACUCUGGGGCCCCAUGUGUCUUUGUCUUCUUCGGCUCCUUUUCCACCACAAUCAUCUAUGAACCCAAGCAGAUGCGAGAGGCCCUGGCCUUACGCGCCCAAUUGCUGAUCAACAGAGCAGAGCCGAGGGCUGCCUGUGAGUGAGGGCUGGAAGGGGUGGGGAGCUUCCAGAGCUCUGUGGAGAGCCCUGGGGCCCUGGGAACAAGGGGCCUUUGUUUCCUCAGAGCAGGGAAAGAGGUUCUCCAGGUUCAUACCCCUUGGGAGGGUGGUAGAAGUGGUAACAUUUGGUGGUGGUGGUGGUGGUGGGGUCCUCCCAGGCUGGAGCCACAGCUGAGAUUUGUGAGGGAGGGAUGGGGGGUUGGAGACCUGGGAGGCCAGGCGAGGCCCAGGUCAGGCUUGGGAUACCCCUGUGGUUCAGCAGGUCUGAGAAAACCCCUCCAUGCCCCCUUGCCACACCCCACAUCCCUAAAAGCCCCACUCCCGUGGGCACUAGGCUCCCUUCUGGCCAGCUCAUACCACCCCUAGCCAGCUCACAGGGGGCUUAGCUGCCCUCCCCCGAGAAAUCCCAGGGCACUGCCCUCUGGCUGUCUCCCAGCUGGGCCUGUUCUCUGGGGGAGGUUCCGGAGACUCAAGGACUGGAGCCUCUGCUGUGGGAAGGAGGCUGGGCUGGAGGGAGUGGCCGCCAUUGUCUCUGUUCAGCCAAGUGUGCGGCCGGGCUGUCCGCCAAGAGGGGGCCUCUCUGCUGCCCACUGGCUGCCUGCUGGCUGACGCCCUGCCUCUCCAGCCUUCCUGCUGGCCAGCCUCUUCCUUUCUGAUGCUUGUUAGCCAGUCCCUCAGCUGGGGACUGGCCCUUGGGGCCAUGCAGGGACUCUGGCUGAGCCAUGCACCCAACGAGUGCACAAUAAAUACAGGCCGACAAAGGAA
Molecule: messenger RNA, 4837 nt
Organism: Trichechus manatus latirostris (Florida manatee)
Lineage: Eukaryota; Metazoa; Chordata; Mammalia; Sirenia; Trichechidae
Gene: PSD4
Product: pleckstrin and Sec7 domain containing 4
Exons: 17
Coding region: 193-3249 (1018 amino acids)
Biological process (GO): regulation of ARF protein signal transduction
Cellular component (GO): ruffle membrane
Molecular function (GO): guanyl-nucleotide exchange factor activity; phospholipid binding; protein binding
Source: RefSeq, a predicted model, not a curated record